This is a messenger RNA of Aspergillus terreus NIH2624, 1269 nucleotides long. RefSeq names its product putative neutral amino acid permease. Gene Ontology annotation, cellular component: vacuolar membrane. Gene Ontology annotation, biological process: amino acid transmembrane transport. Gene Ontology annotation, molecular function: amino acid transmembrane transporter activity. The record is from RefSeq and is a predicted model, not a curated record. The transcript has 9 exons. The coding region runs from base 1 to 1269 and encodes 422 amino acids. NCBI's taxonomy places the organism in Eukaryota, Fungi, Ascomycota, Eurotiomycetes, Eurotiales, Aspergillaceae.
AUGGACCCCAUCGACAGGGUGGAAAACCCCUCGUUCGAUCACGAAAAGAAAGAUGACACGCAGGACAUGCUCCCGGCAUACGAGGAUCCCUUCGGGGACGAGACAUUCGCCGAGGUGAAAUAUCGCACGCUGCGAUGGUGUCAUGAUCGCCGAGACCAUCUCGCUGGGCAUCCUGUCGCUCCCUUCGGCCGUGGCUGCGCUAGGCCUCGUUCCUUCAAACUGCGAUACCCCCAUGUGCAUAGCAUGGCUGAUGCGGGGGAGGUCAUGCUCGGUCGGUUUGGGCGCGAGCUCCUGGGGACGGCCCAGUUGCUCUUUUUGAUUUUCAUUAUGGGCAGCCAUAUACUCACUUUCAGUGUGAUGAUGAACACGGUCACCGACCAUGGGACGUGUUCGAUUGUCUUCGGGGUUGUCGGGCUGAUUCUGUCGUUCUUACUGAGUCUCCCGCGGACGCUGAAAAAGGUGUCCUGGCUUUCGAUCUCGUCGUUCAUCAGUAUCUUCGCCGCGGUCCUGAUCACCAUGAUCGCCAUCGGCAUCCAGCGCCCCGGAGACGGUCAUGUCGAUGCGACCGUCGACACAUCGCUCUACAAGGGAUUCCUGGCUGUGACAAACAUCGUCUUCGCAUACGCCGGGCACGUCGCCUUUUUCGGCUUCAUCUCGGAGAUGAAGAUCCCCACGGACUACCCCAAGACCCUGUACAUGCUGCAGUUCACCGACACGAGUAUGUAUGUCAUCACAGCGGUGGUCAUCUAUCGGUUUGGUGGGAAAGAUGUAGCAUCGCCCGCGCUGGGAUCGACGAGCCCGUUGAUAUCGAAAAUCGCGUAUGGGAUUGCCAUUCCGACGAUCGUGAUUGCAGGCGUGAUCAACGGCCAUGUGGCUGGCAAGUACAUCUACGUCCGUCUCUUCCGCGGCACCGACCGCAUGCAUCAGCGCAGUCUGGUGUCUUUCGGCAGCUGGGUGCUGAUCGGGCUGAUUCUGUGGACGAUUGCCUGGAUUAUUGCCGAGGCGAUUCCUGUGUUCAACAAUCUACUGAGCUUGAUUACGGCCCUCUUCGCCAGUUGGUUCACAUACGGACUGAGCGGUAUUUUCUGGCUCUUCCUCAACUGGGGCAAGUAUACGGCUUCUCCGCGAAAGAUGCUUUUGACGGUCGUCAAUUUGAUCAUCGUGGGCAUUGGAGGAUGUCUGUGCGGAUUGGGCCUGUAUGUGUCUGGGAAAGCGAUCCACGACGACCCGAGUAGCGCUAGCUUUUCGUGUGCGAAUAAUGCUGGCUGA